AUGUCAUUAUCCCAAAUCACCUUCAUGUUCCUGAAGCCGAAAAACUCGGCUUCUAUUUUGGGAGUUUUGAUGCCACUUUUAGUUUUAAUAAAACCCCCCUCAAACUCAAAUGGUCUUGUGGCUAUGACCGUGAAUGAAAAGAUGUCUGAAGCAUCUGAGGAGGUUGAUGAAACUAUAGAGGAUCAAAUACAAUCCAGAAAUGAAAAUGCUGAUGGAGAGGAGGAUCAUCUUGAACGUCCUACCACAUCUUCAUCUUAUGUACCCAAGAAUUUACCAACGGAAGCUGCUAUCCAUCUGUUGUUAAGCAACGGGACAUUCCCACAACAACCACAACAAGGCGGCGGAGGCAUGUAUCCAGCACCACCACCACCAGUGACUGCCGCCUCUAAUUCUAAAUACCCGCUUCCACAGUAUAAGCCAGGAAGCAAUACAUGGAGUAUUGGAAUGGCGGGAAGCUAUGGACCAUAUGCCUCAGCAGCCCCUAUUGGUUAUAACUCUGCUUCGGUUGCUGCCAGUUCCAUGGAAUCUUUUAGCCGCAACACUGCUCAAAAACAAUGGGAUGAAACACUUGUGCUUGUAUUUGGUGGAAUUGCUCGUAUCUUGCAUACUUUCUUUCCACUAUUAAGAAGUUUAACCAAUUUUUGGUCAGGAUGGGAGUCUUUGCUGUGUUUUGUGAAGAACAACAUUGCAAAUGGUAGUAAAGAGGUUGCCCUUGCUGCAGUAGGGUGUUUGCAAAUGGGGAAACCAUUUCAUUUUCAUAAAAAGCCUACUCCACUUAGCAACCUCACUGUUUCAUUAGGCAUGAUAACAUUAGGGUUCCUAACAGCAACAGGUGGAUCCACCUUCCCCUUUGAUGAGAUACUCCAGAAACUACCACCACAAGAGGACACCUUAUCAGCACCACCAUCAGCUUUCGAUUUCAUCAAAGGAUGCUUCCCGUUCCAUAUAUUUAGUUGGCUUUGUUUGCACUAG
Lactuca saligna is the source of this 972-nucleotide messenger RNA. NCBI's taxonomy places the organism in Eukaryota, Viridiplantae, Streptophyta, Magnoliopsida, Asterales, Asteraceae. The record is from the annotation of a GenBank genome assembly.